GAUAACUAGUCAGCGCUGGUGUGGUGGCUCCUAUGGGCUAUGGAGCUGUUAGGUGGGCAGGUUGGGGGAGGGAGAUGGGCUGAGGAGGGUGUUGCGUGGGCAGGCUUGGCUGAUGCCUUUAGCACAUUUCCUCUCCUCCUCCCCCUGAUAUAGGGCCGCCCUGGGGGAAGUGCAGAGAGCUGGAGCCCCCGAGGGACAGACACAGCUUGACAGACUGUAUCUCCCUCUGACACAGGCCCCAGGGCUCUGUGAAUUCACACUUGGGCGGCAUUCGUCUAAGUCUCCGGGCAAUAAAGGAAUUUUGAAUCUGACUCGGACAUGGCGCGGGGAAGCUUAGACAGACACCAGGACGCUACCUGCUCCCUUCCCCUGUGCUUCGACCCCUUGAUCAAGGGAUGUGUGAGGUGCACAGACCUGCCUGGACACUCCGAGGAGGACACAACAUGCCACACCAGCGUAGCUCCCACCUCAACCCAAGCACCAGCGCCUGGCCCAGGUUUGAUCUUUGGGAUCCCUGCUUUAGUGGGGCUAGUUCUGGUCCUGGCUGCACUCUGUGGAUUGCUGACCUGUAAAGUGAGGAGGAGGCGGCAGAGGAAGAGGAGGAUCCCUGAUGAAAAGCCCAAGGAAAGCCUGGACAGUGUCAUUUCCUGUGAAAGCCAGGCCUGUAAGGGACCAAAACUGCCAGAAGAAGAUGAUCUCGUACUGGCCACAUGCCCACACGUGAAUGGCACCCUGAAGCAUGCUGGGCCAGCAGGAAGAGGAGAUUUCUCAAAGAGGAAGCCAGUCUUCCAAGGUGGGGCAGGAAGUGAUGUCAUUAAGCUCUCUGUUCUCUCCGCCGGCAACGAAGAACGUGACCAUGGCUUUCCCCUACCAGCAACAGAGCUGGGGGCCACUGUCUUGGUGACCACAAAGACCAUUCAGAAUAACUGCACCACUGAGGAGAGACCAUGACAGCAGGCAAAAUACGGCUGGCUUUAGCUGGUUGCCCCCUGAAAGUGACAAAAAUCCCUUCAUUUGGGUGGAUAAGCUGUUGCAUGGAAAUGACUUGAAUCAGAACGAGACUUUUGCCUUAAAUGAGGUCAGCCUCCUAUGCCUUUUAUGUAACCCUUCUGCCAGGCCGAGUUGAUAGCAGCAAGGGCCGGGUUCAGUACAUAGGGGUCCCCU
This is a messenger RNA of Chrysemys picta bellii (western painted turtle), 1164 nucleotides long. The record is from RefSeq and is a predicted model, not a curated record. NCBI's taxonomy places the organism in Eukaryota, Metazoa, Chordata, Testudines, Emydidae.